AUGACGAAUCUAGUUGUUGAUGUGUCAAAUGAGGAUCCAUCUUCUCCAAGAGCAAGCCCAGCUCACUCACCGCGGGAGAAUGGUAUUGAUAAGAGCCGAUUAAUGAAGAAAGAUGCUUCUAGUAGCCCAGCCUCCACUGCAUCUUCAGGUAGCUCAACAUCCUUGAAAUCUAAAGAAAUGAGCCUGCAUGAAAAAGCCAGCACGCCUGUUCUGAAAUCGAGCACGCCAACUCCUCGUAGUGAUGUACCGACUCCCGGCACAAGUGCUACAUCAGGUCUGCGCCCGGGACUUGGCAAGCCUCCCUCAAUGGACCCUCUAGCUGCGGGUUUGAGGACUCCACUAGCAGUUCCGGGCCCUUAUGCUGCUCCCUUUGGAAUGGUUCCACAUGCGGGUAUGAAUGGUGAGCUUACCAGUCCUGGAGCUGCCUAUGCUAGUUUGCACAAUAUGUCCCCACAGAUGAGCGCUGCUGCUGCUGCAGCUGCUGUUGUGGCCUAUGGGCGAUCUCCUAUGGUUGGUUUUGAUCCUCCUCCUCAUAUGAGAGUACCAGGAAUACCUCCAAAUUUAGCUGGAAUCCCUGGAGGAAAGCCGGCUUACUCGUUCCAUGUAACUGCAGAUGGCCAGAUGCAGCCGGUCCCAUUCCCUCCUGAUGCUCUGAUUGGCCAAGGAAUCCCUCGGCAUGCACGCCAGAUAAACACACUAAAUCAUGGGGAAGUGGUCUGUGCGGUAACCAUCAGCAACCCCACAAGACACGUUUACACUGGUGGAAAGGGAUGUGUCAAGGUCUGGGACAUCAGCCAACCUGGCAACAAAAGCCCUGUUUCUCAGCUGGACUGCUUGAACAGAGAUAACUAUAUUAGAUCCUGUAAAUUACUCCCUGAUGGAUGUACUCUCAUUGUCGGAGGGGAAGCCAGCACGUUAUCCAUAUGGGACCUGGCAGCUCCCACCCCGCGUAUAAAAGCAGAGCUGACAUCAUCUGCUCCUGCUUGCUAUGCUCUGGCUAUCAGCCCUGACUCCAAGGUCUGCUUCUCCUGCUGUAGUGAUGGCAACAUUGCAGUGUGGGACUUACAUAAUCAGACUCUUGUAAGGCAAUUCCAGGGCCACACAGAUGGAGCCAGCUGUAUUGACAUUUCAAAUGAUGGUACCAAACUCUGGACAGGAGGUUUGGACAACACAGUGCGAUCCUGGGACUUGCGUGAAGGACGACAGCUACAACAACAUGACUUCACGUCACAGAUCUUCUCCCUUGGAUACUGUCCAACUGGGGAAUGGCUUGCAGUAGGAAUGGAAAGCAGUAACGUGGAAGUCCUGCAUGUAAAUAAACCAGAUAAAUAUCAGCUGCACCUGCACGAGAGCUGUGUGUUGUCACUAAAGUUUGCAUAUUGUGGUAAAUGGUUUGUGAGCACAGGGAAAGACAACCUUCUUAAUGCCUGGAGAACACCAUAUGGAGCCAGUAUAUUUCAGUCCAAAGAAUCCUCGUCGGUGCUGAGCUGCGACAUCUCUGCGGAUGAUAAAUACAUUGUCACUGGAUCAGGGGACAAGAAGGCCACAGUAUAUGAAGUAAUCUACUGA
Staurois parvus is the source of this 1569-nucleotide messenger RNA. Lineage: Eukaryota; Metazoa; Chordata; Amphibia; Anura; Ranidae. The record is from the annotation of a GenBank genome assembly.